AUGGCGGUGAUGGGCAUCGACGAGACCAACGCUCGGCUGCGUGAUGGCAACGACUACUCAUACAUGAUCGCCGGGCUCGUGUACGUGUCGAGGGUCGUGACUGCCGAAGCUCUACUCCCGUCACUCGACCGCGAAAACCAAGGAGAGGCCGAAUUCGAGGCUUUUCUCGAGCAGCGAAAGGAGUUUCUGGCCGAUGGGUCGAUGAGCGUGAUGGGAGAGAUGUUGAGCUUGCUAGCGUACGGAAAGAAGAUCGCAAAGAACUUCCACGCCUAA
This is a messenger RNA of Aureobasidium musti, 273 nucleotides long. The record is from the annotation of a GenBank genome assembly. Lineage: Eukaryota; Fungi; Ascomycota; Dothideomycetes; Dothideales; Saccotheciaceae.